This is a messenger RNA of Xyrichtys novacula (pearly razorfish), 5328 nucleotides long. Lineage: Eukaryota; Metazoa; Chordata; Actinopteri; Labriformes; Labridae. The record is from the annotation of a GenBank genome assembly.
AUGUCUGGUUUCCAGUUAGCCACUGGUUCAAAGAUCUUUUCACGAUCCACCACCUACACGGUGCAGUCCAUCCUCGGACAGGGCUCCUACGGCACAGUCGCAAAGUGCACCGACAUGAGCGACAACACGACUGUUGCCAUAAAGACCAUGAAAAAAGAGUACCCUUUUGACUUCGCAGCAAGGAAAGAGGUGAGAAGAGCAAACUAGCCAUGCUUACUAAAAACUUGUGCAGAUUGUUUACUAUCCACAGUAUCUAAUCACUGCUCUUUAAUGUGUGUAAAUCCAAACUAAAACCUGUAUGUCAUGUGUCAUGUGUCCUCAGGUGAAUGCCCUCUUAGACCUGUCAGUGCUCGACUCGGACAAGUCCAACAUUGUCAAAUGGCACAGAGCCUUCACUGACAGAGGCCAUUUUUGUAUGGUGUUCGAGCACUUGGACAAAAGCCUCGCUGAUUUUAUGGAGGAGAGCAACUUGGAACCUCUCCUUUUGAGCGAGAUCAGACCGAUCAUCCAGCAGGUAUGAGCGAAUGAAUUUAUUUCUGCUUUUAAACGAGAACAAAUACUGAUGUUGAUGUAACAUCCUGAGCUUUGUUGUUCAAUUAAUGACCUUAAUGACUUCUUAGGUCGCCAAUGCUCUGGAUCAUUUGAAGACCAUCGGUAUGAUCCACGCAGACCUUAAGCUGGACAACGUCAUGUUUGUGGAUCAUCAACAUCAGCCCUACAGAGUCAAAGUGAUUGACUUCGGUCUUGCAGAAGAUGUGUCAGCAGCAACAGUGGGCUCAAAUAUCCAGACCCAGCCAUACAGGUAAGGAACCAGAACCACGUCUGAUAUCUCAGCUGUUUAUUGGGGGCUUGCACAUCAACACAUACUAGGUUUUUAAACAUGCCAAUUUUGAAAUAGCAAAAAUAAGAAUAUAUUUUGCAAAAGUUCAAACACUAAGGAUGUUGUGUAUACAAAAUUAAUGUUAAAUUUUUAAAUUACAAAAGUUUUAGUGUUUUUAGUGUUUUAGUGUUUUUUCAUAUAGAUAAUUUGCCCGUGGCCUUAAAAAAUGUCAUGUGGUGCGACCGUAAUUUAUCUCAAAAUUAUUAAAUUUUUUCAACGUACUUAAUAGUUUUUUACAAAUUGUCAGUAAUAUCAAGAAGAUAGAAACAAAGUGUUUGCAUUUCAUUUGAGUUUUUGUAAAUAAUGAUCUCACAUUUUAGCUCUAUAACGUCACGGUAGCUAUAUUAAAUGUAGUUGACUGACUCAUUUUUUCUUUAAAUUGCAUAAUACUGUUAAAAAUGUUUUAAAACUACCUUUCACUUAAGCAUAUUGUAUUUAAUACUAUUAAUGUUAUCACUGGUCGCACCACAUGAUAUUUUGACACUCUUAAGUUCAGAAAAUUUUCAAAUAAGACCUGAUUUUUUAAAAGUUGAAGUGACUACAUAUAUGCGAGAGACACUACAUAUAGAAAGCCUGUUUUUGUGCAUUUAAACCUUUUUUAACUUAAAAAAAUACAGCCGGACAGAAUAUUUAGGCGUCACCUCAUUGACCCACUUAUGUUUUGUUGGAGGAUUUGUUGCAUUAUUUGUAGAAUUGAUGUGUGAUAUGUCUUUGUUUGUCCUCUCAUAGAGCUCCAGAGAUUCUUUUGGGGCUUCCCUAUACAGAGGCCAUCGACAUGUGGUCUCUUGGUAUCAUGGCUGCCUGCAUGUACCUUGGCUAUUUUCUGUAUCCUGGCCUGACUGAAUUUGAUAUGGUACUUUAAGUUUACUGUUUCUUUCUCAGAACAGAGUUUCAUGUCACUGAAAUAAUCAUCAAGAAUCAGCUUUUAAUUUGUAUUUUUUCUCUAAACUGCUCACUUUAUAACCUCUUCACAUCAAUGUGUAUUUGAUUGAAACAUAUUUUUUAAUCUUUUAAUUAAUGUAUUCUUUCAUGGAGAAUUUUUCCUCUUCACUUUGAUGUCACCAUGUAACUUCUUGUUGUGCUGCAUUUUCAGAUGAGGUUCAUUGUUGAGACUCAGGGUCCACCACCAGACAACCUGCUCAACGAGGGGCUCAAGACAUCCAACUUUUUCCAGAGUGUUAACCAGCCCGACUGUCAAUGGAAAAUUAAGGUAACUAACACUAACUCUUACCCUACACUUUAGCAGUAGCCAGUCACAUUUUUUUCUUAAAUAUGGGUGUUGAUUUGGAGGCAUUAUUGUGUCUGGUUGGCCAAGAAGGUUUCCCAGGUGUGUCAAAUUUAAACAGUUUUGUUUUUUACCAAGUAUUAGUUUUCUGGGAUAUAGCUCACCUGAAGAAAGGAUAAACCGUUCAACUGAUUUAUGCAAGUUGCUAGAACAUGCUUCAGUCAUUUUUAGGUUUUCUUUAUGCAAUGUCACUGAAUGUAAACAAAUACGAUAUACUGAGCUUUUUGAAACAGUCACCACCAGGGAAGCUGGAGUGUUGUGGGACAGUCUUGUAGCCUAGCCAGAGUAAACACUGAUGAGAGGGGCCCUGAAAUUGAGAUUGAGGGCAGUUCCAGUAUAAAAAAAGGCCUUAGCUGACACAGCCCUGAAUAUCAGUGUAUUGUGACAGAUGUGCAUAAAUGAAGCUCUUUCUGUUCUUUUGCUAGUGACAGUCAUUUAAGGGCAGUAAAGCUCUGACUUUAGAUAUGACCACAUUUUAAAUACCUCAGACACCUUGAUGGGAAUUGUCCCAUACAUGUCUUGUACAAAACUAACUAGCCCUGAAUGUAGCAGCUAACAAACUCACUUUUUUUUUAGAACGAGGAGGCAUACUUCGAGGAGACAGGUGUCACGCCAACAGAGACCAGAAGGUUCUUCUUAAACUCUCUGGAUGAAAUUCUGAAUGUACGUACUUUUGUUUUUGUCAUUUAUUUAAAAAAAAAAUUGUUUUUGUCGGUUUUCUGGUGAUAGAAGUAACACCCCUGACUGUGAUUGUCUUUGUCCUCUCUACAGAUUCAAAGUUUAAAGUCGGACACUCUUGUAAACAAAAUUCUGGAGAUCAGGGACAGGCGGGCCUUUCUAGACCUGCUGAAGGGAAUGCUCCAGCUUGAUGCAGCCAACAGACUGACACCCCGUCAGGUGCUGGAGCAUCCCUUCAUCACCAUGAGCCACCUCACCAGAAGGUUUCCCUACACGUCUUAGUAAGUGAAAACUAAAAUUCUUCAACAUUCAGAGUUUUUAGCACCUCUUGUGGCGAGUGUUUGCAGGAAACACCUCACUUCUCCAGAACAUGUUUAUGUAAUAGAUGAUUUGUGUCUGUAUUACUUAUACCUUCUGUAAGUCACAUGACCAAUGAAUAAGUCUGAUUGAUGAUUUGUUGUCUUGCAGUGUCUUUUUAUCUUUGGAGACCAUGGCUGCCUUUAGAAACAGCAGUUCAGGCUCCAACAGUGAGAAUGCUGGGGGGUCUUCACAGCCUUCCCCCCCUAGCAAGCCUCAACCCUCCCAGCAGAACCGUUCUGCUUCUCCUGCUGGUAGCAGCUGCAACCUAGACCCGUCACGGUUGCCCAUCAACCCUCAUCCUCACACUCCUUCCUCAUCAACAAGUGGAGGCCAGAAAGGGAGAAAAAGAAAGCUUGAGGACGUUGAUGGAAGCACGGACGAGACCUGCAAGUCUCCAAAAAGAGUGAAGUCUGAGCACAGGUAGGAUAAUCUACAUCAGUCACAUUCUUAUCAACCAGUCUAAAAAACAAAUCUGAAGACUUUAGAGGUAGAUGGAAACUUUUCUGGUCUUUUUGCAUCAUAAUAAUUUAACCUUUUUGAUAAAGUUACAGUAAAACACCUGCCUGCUCGUCCACCUCCUGCAGCAGCCAGCAUGCCGCUGACAAGGCCCAGAUGAUCACUCCAAAGAGGGACCACCAUGUUCCCCCUACUCCAACUGACCUCAACACAACCCCUCAUUUGAGCUUGAGUCAGGCUAAAGUCCAGGACAGAUCAGGACUCAAAAGAAAGACAGCUCCAGAUGAGGAUGAGGAAAUGUUAGGUCAGAGAUCACAAAAAAAGAGGAGUUUGUAGAUGGUUCAGGUGAGUCGAUAUAAUCAACACACAAUAUGUAAUGCAUUUUCUAGUUUGAAACAAGAACAUACUGUCAACCACAACAACACAUGAGUUUGUUUAACAAGUCAUUGUUGACUUCCAGGUCCAGAAGAGCGGACCGAACCUGAGCAGAGUGGAGUUUAUGACUGCGAAAGUCAUUACAGCUGAACAACAACCUCCAUCUGCUGUUUUUGUAUAGUUUUUUUGUGAAGAUUUUUUGUGAAGAUCUGAUGGCCUGACGAUGUGGAUUUAAAAUAUGUUUUAAUUUUUGAUGUUAAAAGAAACCUGCGUUCAGCUAGACAGGAGUUGUGUCCAGCUGAGAAACAGUUUUCACUGUGAUUGAACUUUGGUAUGUUCCUGAACUCUCUGGAUGAACUUCUGAAUUUACGUACUUUUGUUUUUGUCAUUUAUUUGAAAUGUUUUCAAUUUUUGUUGGUUUUCUGGUGAUAAAAGUAACACCACUGACUGUGGUUGUCUUUGUCCUCUCUACAGAUUCGAAGUUUAAAGUCUGACACUCCUGCAGACAGAGUUUUGGAGAUCUGAGCCAAGAUGAUGAAGAUGAGCAGCAUCACUUCAUCAGCAUGAGCCAUCUCACCAGCAGGCUGCCCAACAUGUAUAAGUAAGUGAAGAUUAAAAGUCUUCAUCAUUCAGAGUAAUUACCUCACUCCUCGACCACAUGUUUCUACAAUAGAUGAUUUGUGUCUGUAUUACUUAUACCUUCUGUAAGUCACAUGACCAAUAAAGAAGCCUGAUUGAUGAUUUGUUGUCUUGCAGUGUCUUUUCAUCUUUGGAGACCAUGGCCGCCUUUAGAAACAACAGUCCAGGCUCCAACAGUGAGAAUGCUGGGGGGUCUUCACAGCCUUCUCCCCCCAGCAAACCUCAACCCUCCCAACAGAACCGUUCUGCUUCACCUCACCAUCAACAAGUGGAGGCAUGACAAGGAGAAGAAGAAAGCUUGAGGACGUCGAUGGACGCACAGACGAGCGCUGCAAUUGUCCUAAAAUAGUGAAGUCUGGGCACAGGUAGGAUAAUCUACAUCAGUCACAUUGUUAAUAACCAGUUGACAAAACAAAUCUAAAGACUUUAAAAGUUGAAUGACAUUUUUUUGGUCUUUCUGCUUCAUAAUGAUUCAACCUUUUUUUCUUUUUUUUUAUCAAAUGACAGUGAAACACCUGCAUGCCUGUCAACCUCCUGCAGCAGCCAGCAUGCAGCUGAUGACGCUCGGACGAUCACUCCUGUGAGGGACCACCCUGUUUAUCCUCCCGGGCGGAUCACGGACACUCAAGAGAGGAGGAAGAAGAGAUCCAGAUAA